Molecule: messenger RNA, 3506 nt
Organism: Magallana angulata
Lineage: Eukaryota; Metazoa; Mollusca; Bivalvia; Ostreida; Ostreidae
Exons: 4
Coding region: 425-1540 (371 amino acids)
Source: RefSeq, a predicted model, not a curated record
AUUUGAAGUAAAAUUACUUUCAAGAGAAGUUACUCUAAAUAACACGUUUGAGACAACAACAGAAAGUCACGAACCAGGGAAAGUGUAUGUUGCUGAAGUCACGGUUACCUGUGAAAAAAAACAACUUAUCGUCAAGCCAAAGGAUUCUGAUGACUGGGAAAGAUUUCUACGAGACAACCGUGAGAACCAAGUUAGAGUUAUCUUGAUUCACAGCAAAUCUCUGCGCGUAAUAGAAGCCAAGUUAAGGGUUUAUAGAGAAUACAAAACUCUCAUUGAUUCAGCUGUGAAAACAUGGGAAAAAAGAGAACAUCUGCAGUGUUUACGAGGACUUGAGAGCUACCCUUCAGUUUUAAAAUACAUCGCUGGUCAGAAGGAUAAUAACCCAGCUAUAAAAGUUUAUCUUGGUCAUGACGACAGAGGAGCAAUGAAUUUUUUCAAGCAGAAUAACCAAAUUCCGAAAAGAACAUGUUUUGAGUUUGUUAAUGUAGCCGAAAAAUCUAAAGAAAUAUUCGAAGCUGAAAAAAAACAUGUGGACUACAGCUCAUUUUUAGACGAGAGACAUGUUAGAACAGAACUAAGUGAAAUAAUCAACAAACAUGCAGAGAAACUGUACGCAAAAUAUUCAAGUAUUGUAGGACUUGAUGCAGGUAGCAUGUAUUUCGAAGGUAAGAUGCAACCAUGUAUAGUUAUAUAUAGCUUAGACAAAGAUUUGAUACCAUACGGCGAGGACCCGCUACCAAAGACUAUUGAUGGUUUGCAUUGUCAUGUUAGGGAAGACCUCGUCAUGUUUGGAAUGUGCUUUGAUUGCCGGCAUAGUUUUUAUCCUAACCCUGGUUGUUGCAUUGGGGUACCUUCAAUUGGAAUUGGUUCAGCUGGGUUUUUGGUAAAAUUAAAGGACUCUAAAUCGCCAGUCACUGGUUUUCUCACAGCUGCUCAUGUUGCAGCUAGAAAUUUGAAUGAUUUAUACAACUUCAAUGUCUUAUUGUCAACUUUAGUUUCAAGUGAUUGUCAAGAUGAGAUAGUUCAUCCAUUACUCCCUGAUAACACACAAUACCAAGUUAUCGGAAAAGUAAGGGAAUCAUUUUGCGGAAAUUUUGGAGAAGGUUUUGGGAUAGAUGCUGCGUUUGUUGAAAAUUCCGAACCAAGAGAAGGAGAAAUGAGUGAAUUGCAGAUAGCAGACGAAAACAUUCUUCAGUUUAACGUGAGCAAAGUAAUGAAAAGAGGAGGAUCAACAGGAGAGACGGAGGGCCUUUUGACAGGAAAUACAUUAUCCGUUUGCGUAGAUAAAGACUUUAGUUUUGGUGGAUUUUAUUACUUUGCCAGAUGCUUUUCCAUUGAAAGUAUCGGUCGUCCUUUUUUCGAACGGGGUGAUUCAGGUUCCGGGGUUUUCUUGAUGGAAAACGGAAAACCAACAAAACCUCUUGGAAUAGCGUUCGCUAAACUUUUGAUUAACCAUAAAACGGCUGUCUGUAGAAUCGACAAAAUUGUUGAAGCCUUUGGCCUUAGUGUAUGUCAAAAUGAAGAACCGAUGGAAAUAUGAAAUAGAAAAUAAAACAAGUAUUAAUAACUUAAGACUUAAUUUGCUUUGUCCGUUAACCAAUUCCGUAAAGUUUAGUCCUCAGGAUUUGCGCUUCUUUUUUAUUUAUUCGCAUCCACAUCGCAACAGAAAUAAAAAUGUAAAGAAAGCAAAGUUGAACUUAUUUUCAUAGAAAAUACCUAUAUUCAAGCAAUUAGAAAGGAAUCUACAAAAACGUUUGCAUGUUUCAAAACACAAUUUUAUUCCACCAUUAUAGUAAGUAGAUCUUAUCGAGAAGCCUCAUUUGUUGUUACAGCUUUAAUAAACAAUGAUAUUGUAUAUUCUGUAUGCCAAUGUAUAACAUGUAUUUAGAUUAAUACGCUCAAUUGUAGCAUGUGUUUCUGGAUGGAAAUCAAAUCAUUUAAAGAGGCUGGUAGCUAAAUAACCCAUCAGAUCUACCUUGAUUUGUGUUAUAUGUUUAUCUAAAUUAUUAGAUAUUAUUUAGUAAAGAAAAAUGCAAUGUAUUUUAGUUUUUACGUUUCAGUUUUUCCUAUAACUGUACGCAAAGCUCUUUUUCUAAAGAAAAUUGGUAAAGUCUAAAUCCGGUCACGACCAUCCAGCUCUCUUAAGUCACAUUUAGUCAAGUAUAUGUUUGUUCAUUCUUUGUUUGUUCGUUGAUUUGUUAUAAAUAAACCAACACCACAUUUUCAUACCAAAACAGUUGUAUUAACCUUGUAGCUAUUAUAGACAUAAAAUUAAUGUUAUAUAUUCCUAUAGAAAAACCAGCAACCAUGUUUGAUCACAUUUUUAAUUUUUUUUUAAUUAUUCAUUUUUGUUAUCUUAAUUGUGUAUGCUAUACUUUAGCUCCAAGAUCAUGAAUCUGUCUUGAACUUAAGUCAAAACUUGUACACUCUCAUAUUUUCUUGUGGUUGAAUACAUCGAAAAAAUAAAAAAGUUUUUAAAAAAUUGCCUGUAUAUUAUGUUGAAAAUUAUUAAUUCCAAACAUAAUCUUAUAAGCAGUAUUCCUUUUAUCAAUGAUUGAAAUUUGGACUAAAGUCUGAAAAUGCUUCAUGAUCCUGCGGCCUGUUUAAUGUGUAUAUACAUGUGAUGUGUUUAUGCUAAAUAUACUCUGUUUUUGCAUUGCUUAAAGAUUGUAGCUAUAAGCUCUCGGUGUAUAAUUAUGUAGAAUGUUAAGAUUAUAACCUUGUUUAGACUUUUUAUUUUCAUCUAUAUUAUGAACUUUUCGCAUGAGUGUACAUUAUGAAAAAUUCACACAAAAAAUCAAAUAAAAUUGCAUUUCGAACUCUUUCUUGUAUUAAAAAAGGAUUACUAUACAUUUCUGCAACAGUUUAUGAAUUAGCUUUUAGCACUUCAAAAACCCUUUGAAAACAACCCGGAAACCUAAAUGCACUGUGACAAAAAUUCUUUCAAAGAUUAAAAUAUGGCGACUAGCGUAGGUAAGGUCUAAAUAUAAGUUUUUAGAGGAAACCAAGACAGAAAAAAAGUUGGUAUGCCUUAAAAGUCGAAGCUUCUAAGUAAAUCUGAUGGUCUACCAAUCAUUCUUUAUACUUGAAAUUUUUUUAAAAUAUUUUAAACAUAGGGUUUCACAUAUGCCAUAAUGAAAUUUCUGCAUAUGGAUUACAGUAUCUAUGUACAUUAUUAUUCACUUUGCCAAUUUGGUUUUAGUUUUUGACCUGCUUGGCAACCUAUAUUUUUUCAAAAACUGUUAUACAUGAAUUUUAGCUGUUCAAAGAUUUAUAAGAGAUUGUGGCAGAUUCUCGUAAUUUCAAUGUUACUGCCUAGACCAAAUUAAGAAAAAACUGUUUUUACAUGUACGUUUGUUCAAUAACUUAACUAUUUAGUAAUAUCCAUUUCUAUGUACGUUCCAUUUUAAACUACUAUACAGUUGUAAAUUGUUAUACUUGGUAAGAACCUCGUAAGUUGUAAGAACUUGUGUUCGAACCAUUUGUAUAUGUUUAUACAAUAAAAU